AUGAAGAAGAUCGCUCAGAUCGGUCUUAUUCGUUAUCGGGAUCUCCGUAUUUGGGCCCGAGCUGCCGUGUCAGCAGAUUUGGUAGCUAUGGGGGCGGUAUUCACCGACCAAGAGGACUUGCUUCUACCUCUUAUGAUGAGUACUACCAAGUACCAGACGAGUAUUACGACUAUCGGGGACGAUGUCCAAGGCCAGGGGCCAAUGCCGCGUAUGAUCAGAUGGACGAUGCGUUUCAUCGUUCCACCCCAAGACGGACAGCUCGAAGGUAGGGUACCGUCUAGAACUAAGACAAUGAGUAUGGGUGAAGAAUUUUGGCUAGAAGAUAGAGGAGCAUCGCAGGUGCAGCCAAGGAUAGCCAAGCAACGUCGAGGCGAGAGGCUAUGGACAAGAUGUGAUCUUGUUGCAAGUUGA
This is a messenger RNA of Fusarium sp. VM40, 411 nucleotides long. Lineage: Eukaryota; Fungi; Ascomycota; Sordariomycetes; Hypocreales; Nectriaceae. The record is from the annotation of a GenBank genome assembly.